AUGACGACGAGCGCCGCUCUGCCUCCGGGUCUGCUGCAAACGGGGAGCGGUGGCCAGUAUGGUGGGGUGGGGGGCGGUGGAGGUGGUGGCGUUGGAGGCAGUGGGGGCGGAGUGAUGACGUCACAGCAGCGCAAAUCUGACAGCAGCAUCUAUGUGAUGUCGGCACCCUCAGGGGCUUUGUUACAGUAUGACCUGGAGCCAAGACAUAUCGCCGGUCUAUCGAAGGACCGUGUCUCCGAUGACACGGCCAUUGAGCUGUUGGUGGACGCCAAGGCGGAAUGGCUGGUGAUGUGGCCGCCCCUCUUCAACCCGGUACAACCGCCCCUCGCCGCCUCCAGCCCCUUGCUGCAAGGGGCCAACUGCCCCCUGCUACAGGGGGGCAGCAACCGCCCCCACAACCACGCCAAGCCCAAUCCGCAUCAUGACGAGCACUGGUUGUCGCAGGUAUUAGACCAAACAUCGCCAUCAAAUUAACAAAAUUUCAAAGUUUCUGAAUUAAAACCACUUCUGAAGUGGAAACUGUCAU
Messenger RNA from Nilaparvata lugens (brown planthopper), 526 nucleotides. RefSeq names its product breast carcinoma-amplified sequence 3 homolog. NCBI's taxonomy places the organism in Eukaryota, Metazoa, Arthropoda, Insecta, Hemiptera, Delphacidae. The record is from RefSeq and is a predicted model, not a curated record. The transcript is spliced from 2 exons. Bases 1 to 474 code for a protein of 157 amino acids.